Messenger RNA from Hydra vulgaris (swiftwater hydra), 594 nucleotides. The record is from RefSeq and is a predicted model, not a curated record. NCBI's taxonomy places the organism in Eukaryota, Metazoa, Cnidaria, Hydrozoa, Anthoathecata, Hydridae.
AUGGCGAAAUUUACUGUUUCACAAAUCAAGGAGCUGAUAGAGUUGCAUGAAAGUACACUGUUGAAAAUAUUUAAUGAUAAGUUUGAAAAAAUAGAAAACAAGCUCAUUAGUAUGCAAGUAGAAAAUACAACUUUAAAAAAUGAAAUCAGCGAAUUAAAGAAGUCUGCUGAGUUCAUAAAUGAAAAAUACGAAAAAAUUUUAAACGAAGUGAAUGAUUCUAAAAAGAAAGCAUCAACAUCAAAUUUAAACAAAACUAGCAUAGAACUUGAACACAGCGAUAAUAUAAUUAAAGACAAACUAGCAGAAUUGGAGGACCGCAGUCGGCGAAACAACUUAAGAUUCAAUGGGAUCCAAGAAAGUGAAAAUGAAACUUGGGAAGAAAGUGAAAAAAAAAUACACGAACUAUUAAAUUCAAGACUUGGUAUUAAUAACAAUAUAAUAAUUGAAAGAGCACAUAGAACUGGAAAACUUGAUUAUGGUGGAAAAAUGAAAAACAGAACUACAGUUGUCAAAUUCUUAAACUAUAAAGAUAAACAAACGGUAAUGGAAAGUUACUCGAAGUUAAAACUCUGUGACAGAACGCCUAUACAUUAA